GUCGCAUUCGAUACUCAGCAACGUCACUUCGAGAGAAUGUCUGAAUAAUUUGUGACCGAUUUCAGUUCUUAUUGACACUGCAUCGCAUUGUAAGAUGUAUUUAACUCAUUAAUUCGUUUUACUUUCUCGAUUAUCAUCUAGUUCAUAGUGUAAACGAAUGAAUCAAAGCCAGUACCUAGAAGCAUCGAUACAGUAGCGUGUAAUCGAGACGAAAACAUAACCUUACGUCGACACCCGGUAUACCAUCAAUAGCCGAUUCCACACGCGCGCAUGCGUGAAUCGCUCCGCACGACAAUAUAAGCAACUUCGCGGCACAAUUCGUGGAAGAAAUUCCGCGCUGAGAAGGUGGGGAGGGAUCGUUUCAUUCGUGGACGCACACAUAAGUAGAAAUCUCUGUGGAUCGUAAAUAUGUGGUGUCAAACUAACCAUGCUGAGACGUAUUAGUCGCCGCAAGAAUUAAGAUCGCUGCAGCAAUCAAAAGAUGGUCUCAAUCAUCAAAAACCAGUUGCUGAAACACUUGUCGAGGUUCACCAAGAAUCUAUCAGCUGACAAAAUAAAUCUGAGCACAUUCAAGGGUGAAGGAGAACUGACAAACUUAGAACUCGAUGAAAUAGUCCUUACAGAUUUACUAGAGCUGCCAUCAUGGUUAAGACUAACUAAUGCUUGGUGCAAUAAAGUUUCAUUUCGUAUACAAUGGACCAAACUAAAAAGUGUUCCUAUUUUUUUGAGUUUGGAUGAGGUUCAUAUAGAUGUAGAAACAUGUGAAGAUUUAAGAAGUAUGUCUUCCCCGCAGGGUAUAUCAUCAUAUGCAGGUCCUGCAAAAUAUUCUUUUAUACAUAAAGUAAUUGAUGGAAUAACAGUUGCUGUUAAUACUGUAUUGGUUACAUUUAAAAGUCCUGCAUUCAUUGCCUCAGUCCAGAUGAAUCGAAUUAUGGUAGAAUCCAAGUCAGCAACAUGGCAGCGAUGUGAUCUCAGAACUACUAGAGUAAAGGAUCCUGAUCGAGGACAAUUGCUUAUUUUUAAAGAGUUAGAAUGGCAAACUCUUAGAAUAGAGGCCCAAAGUACUAAAGACAAAAAUCUGACACCACUUCGGUUGCUUACAAACCAAGCUAGAUGUCGAAUUACUAUAAAGAAAAGAAUAUCAGAUUGCUUUGUCAUGGGCUCCAGACUAGUAAUCAUUUUAGAUGAUCUUUUGUGGGUGUUGACAGACUCACAAUUAAAAGCUGCACUCCAUUUCAUCGAUUCUUUAGGUGGUCUUAUUGAGAAAGCUACCAUUCUAGAACGGAAAACAAAAGCCGCAAGAAAAUUAGAGGUUCUGCCAGAAUAUCAAGCCCAGAUAUCUCAACAAAGUAGAACGAAGACUCAAUGCAAUACAGCGAUAUCGAAGAUAUUUACGAGAUAUGAUGUUGUUGAAACAUCGUACCAUUUUCUUUCUCAACGUAUUGAUCUCCAUUUGUGUGAUGACGCCGGUGGAGGCAGAUCUUUAUAUCCUGAUCUUAAGGAGGGUGGCGCGCUGCAAAUUUCAUUAGUCAAAUUUCAAAUUGAUUAUUAUCCGUAUCAUUUGGCAAUGGCUGAUAGAAAACAUUGGGCCAAAUAUAAAGAGAACGCUACACCUCACAGUCAGUGGUUGCAGCAAUCAUUGAGUUCGUUUCGAAGUCAGUUUAUGGAUCUCAUUGAUUCCGGUAGAACGCAACACUCUCCGCUGACAAGAAGUCAAGGAAAUGUCAUAGGGAGUACGAAAGGCUCUGGAGAAAAUCUGGAGAAGAGUAUUCAAUCGCAGAAUACGAGUGUAGCUCCGUCCGAGCAGAAGAAGCCGCAACAUCCCAGUGGUAACCCAGUGAAGAAUUAUGUUUUAGAGCAGCUUGCGAAACUUAUGACGACGUGCAUUAUCAUUAGGAUCGACGAUUUUACUUUGUACAAAGUUACAACCACGUCGCGUAAUCCGAUACCUAAAGAAUUCAUCACAGGCGAUCGCGAUAGAUUCUGUCUUCCAGAAGACGUAACGAUACUUCACGCUGAAUUUACUUAUUACUAUUAUCCUGGGGACAUAACUUUUCCAUUGCCACCGCCGAAAUUUUACGUACAACUUAAUCCUAUUCAAGUGAACUUCGACAUCUGUUCGUGCCUUUGGUUUAAUUCUUUCGCAUUAAAUCUUCAUCAUUCUCUUAUAGGGAAGAACAAACAGUUAUCACACAGUUCCGCACGUUUAAUGUAUUUCGAUGUAAAGAUAGAGGCUAUAUUACCAAGAAUAAUUUUUGAAAGCCAGCAAGAUUAUCCGAACCAAAAAGACAGACCAAAAUCUCUGCAUAUUCAAACCUCCAGAGCAUCCAUAACGAACGUUCGAUCGACAGAAAGAUCUUCCAGGGCGGACUUGGCGCAAUGUCUGAAUGCAUUUCAGAUGGGACAAAUGUUUUUCGGCGCUGAGUUUCCCAGUAAAUCAAAAGAUUUUCAUGUGGUGACAGAAAAAUUUCUGGCACACUGCGGAGGUACUGAUAAUAUCAGACAAAUACCGCCCAAUUUCAGCAGCAAUUCCGUGAACGAGCUGAUUCGUCAAUUGAACCGAGAACUUUUGUGGACAGAGGCAAAAGACGUAUGGUGCUGCAACUUGGAACCUGUAUGGGGUGACUUUUUUGGAGCACGUGCCGUCGGUCAGAAUCGGCCUGUACCGUUUCUGGACGCGUUUCCUCUAACAUUAUGGUGUCACUUCACCACUGAAUCGGUCACGGAAAAACCUUCGGCUGCUGACAUUCACGGGCUUGCAUACAUAAGCAAUUUAGUUAGCGUGCAGAUAAAUCACUAUCAGUAUUUGUUUUUGCUCAGAUUGUCGGAAAUAGUGUCCGAAAUGGCCACCUACCUGGCUGUGGACUCGAACAAGAUUUUGAAGGUUGAAAGCGGCGGAUCAUUGGUCGUAGGUGCGUUGAUACCGCAGGUGGAAGUGACGUUCGUGAUGCCGUCUCACACACCCGGUAAAGAGAAUUCCGGCGGCGAUUUAGAAUCCGUUGUCCCUGACUCGUCCAGCAUAGCGGAUGAUUUUAUCGGUUCAUCCGUCGCUUGGCACACUAGCCAAGUGAGCACGCGUGUUGAUUUUAGCGCUAAAAGAGUGAACACAAGCAACGACGUGGAGACACCUCAGAGCGAAGCGUCAUCGAUGCUUUCGAUGGAUUAUUCGCAUUCCGCGCCAACGACUCAGCCGGUUGUUACUUUCAAACAAAACGGUACGAAGAAAGGCGAUCACGAAGGCUCGGCAAACGCGAUCUGGUGCAUUCCCGAAUCCUGCGGACCGCAAUAUAUCAGCGGCACGAGCGACGAAAAGAACGUGCUUCGACAAUCGGCAGAAACAGUUACGCACAAACACAGUAAAUCGGAUUCGGCCUCCAAUACACCUUUUAUCCCAAAUAAUUUCAACGUCGGUCUCUCGUCCAUGAAAAAGGGAUUUAGUAAUCUAAUGACGUCGAUCGACUCGGCUCUGAAGGCCUCCCCGGAAGAUGGUAGCAGCGACACAGUGUCUAUGAGAAGCGACGUUAGUUCGGAUAGCGAAAAUUAUGUCCUGGUGAAUCUGCAAGAUCAAGGCAAGAUAGAUGCGGUAUUCGGCAUCGAUAACACGAUUAGAAUAACAGCCGUGGAAGAAGCUACUGAAGUGGUAGAAGAAACGCCAGAUACGCAAAGCGAAAAGUCUAUGGACAGUGUGUGUAAGAGGAAGGAUUUAGUUUCCAUGGCAACGUUUAAGCUGUCAAAGGUCGAAUUUAUACAACAGUCUUGUGGCUAUUCUUCCGCUAUUAAGAUUCAGGUUUCUAACAUUGAUAAUGAUGAGUGUUCAUCCAUUCCUUGGGACGAAUUUCAGGUCAAGAGAAAGACCAAGUUCAGUUCGCGAUCACGAGGCUGGGUAGAAUUACCAUCAGAUUCUGACUGCAGAUCACGCGUUAAACUGCGUUUGGAUCAUGAUUUGAAAAAUAAGGAGGAUUCCCGUAGACUUUCGAGCGCUAGCCAAAACACGAGCGACAGUAGUAAGCGAGCACCUCAAGAUCGCACUAGAUUGCCUGAGCAAGACACCUGUACGUCCGUCAUCAAUGUGCAUGACAAAGAGAGUGUUAUGAAUUUAUUCGAAGACAAGUUAGAGAUGAAAGUCGCUAACGUAACAAUGACGCUGUCGAUGAGUUCAGUAACGGGUUUGGCGGAUCUGGUGGAAGACGAGAUCAUACCUAAGCCGAUACCUAUGCAGAUAUACUUAGAAAAUAUAUCAUUACGUUUAAACGAAGAUCGUCCACCAAAUAACAUAACUUCCCCAGGCCCGAUCCCAAUAGAUUUGAAUAUUUCCAAGCUUAGGAUAGCGCGGGACACGAGUGGUGUGUUUCACAUUGAACCUGUCGUAACUAUGGUGGCUGAAAGAGACUCGAGUACGACGUUAUCGGGUGAUAAGAAUUAUGCUCUUAAGAAUACAGAGUGCGAGAUGGAAUUGAAUACACUGAGACAAUCCAGCAGACAACUGAAACUAGACAACGAAGAGCUGAGACGCCGUAUGGGAGCUUUGGAAAGAUUAUCGGAAGAGAAUGCGAAAUUAAUGCGCGUAAAAGAGGAGUCGGACAUAAUAAGAUCUCGCUUGAACGCUGCGGAGAACGAUAUCACGGGCCUUUUGGAAGAAAAGAGAAUUUUGCAUGAAACUAUAAUGGAGCUACGAAAUCAAAGGAUGGAGAGCGGUCCUGCAGGUAGUAAUAGAGCUUCGUGGUCUAUUAAGAGAUAGCAUACCAGUUGUUUCGAUUGCUCCAAGUGUUGCAGUUCUAAUAAAUCUUAAUCGGUUGUCUUUUCUAUGUCCUGUAUGAGGAGAGAGAAGACGUUUGUUUUGAUAAACUUAGGAUAAACUUACGUAAAACAUAUGAAAGAUUCAUUCACUUAACACUUAUUCGAAUAAAAGAAAAAAGGGAAAAUAUUGAUAUUACGAAGUUUCAACUUUACAAGAUUUAAGAAGGAAUUAGAUUCGAUUUUAGUUUUCUCCGCAAACAUUGCGCGAGGAAGUCUAUAGUCGUUCUUUGAGACAUAUUACUCUUGUCUGCCGUAAUUACGCUAGUAACUGCCGUUUAGAUCUUUUAUUGCUUGAAACAAAGUGAUAAGAAUCGUGUAGCGCGCAUACUUACGUAUGCAAAUAUUAAUGGAGAAUAUCAACUUUCUUACUGCGAUCGAGUACAAGGCGAUAAUAAACUGCAAUAUUAGUGUGCAUUUCCUUUCACUGUUAAAUUGAUAAUUGAUGGUAUGAAUUCCUAAGGAGUGACAGUGUGUGACAUGUUUGCCGUUUUACGGAUAGCAAUCGCGUGACUGAAGGUUGCGUACGACUGUAUAUAUUGUGCACGUACAUUUUGUUACACAUCUACAUAUAUACAUACGUGCUUGACAUAUGACAUAUUUAUCCUUCUGGAAACGAAGCAAUUAGAAUAUCUUGGAACAUUCUUCAUAAGACUAAGAAUCAGAAGAAGAAUUUAUUUAGAGCUGGAUUGCGAGUGUCUCUGUAUGUCGAAAACAUCCUUUUUACAUUUUCCUGUGUUUGUACAAUGAUCACAGUCUAGUGCUAGGAUAUCAGAAGGAUAUGUAUGUAUGUAUGCAUACUGAUUAAGCAAAGUGCGCUAGUCAGAACAUUGCAAUAUAUGUUGAUUUCACGAUCGACUAUAUUUUGGCAUCAUUCUUAUAGGUUACUAAUCCGUAAGAGUGUGUUGCGAAGCACAAUGUGAAUUAGAGCAUAUAAUUGUAACUUAAUAAUAUAAUAGUUGAGCCUACUGAUAGACAUAGACUGUCUAAAUGGGAAUUGAUCCGGUGGUGUCGCAUGAUAUCGUAUAGCAUAAUUUUCUAUGACUAAUUUAACGAUUCAUCAGACGAUGAAAAUUUUAAAUAAUAAUAAUACGGUGAUGUGCGGAACACGUUCCAAUAAGACUGUAUAAAAUUUGGAGAUGUUGGUCUAUACAGUAGUCGCACUAGUGUCCUCGGGAUAAUUUAUAUAAACGUUAAAAAAAUGGCGAAUCGACAAUGAAUUUUUAACGGAGGGAAUUGUAAUACAGACGGCAAAGAACGAUCCCUUGAUAGAUCAUCGGAGUGUACGACUUUUCAGUUCAUGAUCCAGGUUUUGAAGACGAUAUAGCUUCCUUAGAGUUUGAUUUCGAUAGAUUUAGUUUCUACAGCCGGAUUGCUGGUCGAUCCUACACAAAUGGAAAGUAUUUUUUUAGUGCAUACGAAUACACGAUGCAAUUAGGAUUUGUUUCGUAACGUAGAUUUUCUGCUCUUAAUAUACAUCUGAGAUAUGAUGUUUCAUAGAUACGCAUUUUCACUUAGGUAUGCGGCUGCGAACGAUGCGUUCCCUUGGCAAAUAAUUUCUAACGAGUCAUUAUGAGAGUUGCGCGUGUAACACAUGCAUUGUGUGAGAAUUUAUUUCUACGUGGCGAUGAUGUUGCAAUUGUAGGCGACGGUACAGUUACGCGAUUAAUAUUUGACUAGUGAACGCAACGGCAGAAGCUUGCAUAACAUAUAAUAAAACCUAGAAGAACAGAAUGAAAGAUUAAAGUUGCAGUUUUUGUUACUAUUAGAUACGGGAUAAAUUUUUAUAAUACACAUAUCAUACUUGCAAUGAAGGAUUUGCUUAUGUAUAUCGUAUUUAUAUAUAACCUGACGACAUUUUAUAUAUUGCAAGGAUAUAAUUUUUAUUGUGGUUUAACUAUACUAUCUCCUAUUUUCAAAGUCUGGCUUAAAUCAACUUCCUAAAGUUUUCUUUAUGGUUCCUUUUCUGAAAUGUUUAUGUUAGUUUCAAACGUUUUUGUUUCGUAUAAGAACGAUGUUAAUAUAGUUUUUAAUCUUUACAUUUAGUUUUUGAGAUGUGUAUGUAUCUAUAAUAGUGGGUGUCUCUUAGACACACAUUAUGUUUGAUAAAUAGAUGUUAUAAUUUAGAUGUGUAUUUUAAAUUAAAAAAAAAUUUUGUUAACUUCCAUUUUUUAUUGUGUAUUUACAUGAAAGAUUUAAUACGAUAAAUAGAUAUGAAAGAGUUUCAUAUCUAUUAUUUGCUUAGAUAUAUAUUGAAUGGAAUUGUUUCUAAAUGAGAUACAAAGUUCGAUUUCUUCCUUUAUAUACCUUUAUGAAUACUUUCUUAUUUAUAUUGCACGCGCAUAACAUAUUUCAACAAUACAGACUUUAGGAAGUUGAACGUGAUAAACCAAUAAUACGAUUGUAUAAAAUAAUCGAAUAUCGCAAUUUAGAGCGUGUGUUUAUAGUUUAUAGUUGUUUAAGAAUUUUUGUUAUAUAUAUAAAAUGUACACUUAAGUUUUAGACGUUUGUGUCUCAUAUUCCGAUUAGAUUAUAUUCUUAUAUUAAUUGUUGUUCGAUUUUUUGAUGUGUUAUUGUUAACUUUACUUUAGCCGCGUGUACUGUUUUGGAUUUAUACAUAUUUUCAACUUUAGCAUAUUAUAUAUAUAUAUAUAUAUAUAUAUAUCAGAGCAGACAAGACUUUUCGAGGCCCGUUUAAUUCCAUAUAUAAUUAUUAUGUAACUUUAUACUAGUUACUCUAGUUAGUAAGGUUCCAAAAAAAUGUUGCAUAUAUAUAAAUAUAUAUAAAAAGAGAGAGGUUACAAUCAUGCAAUUUAUGCGUGAGUGACGGUCCCAUUUCGUAAAUUGAUAUCGUAUGUCAGUGGCCAUGUGAUACUUUAUCUGAAACGAUGCAGCCAUAAUUUACGAAAUGAACCUAUUUUAUAUAUUAGCGUAUAUAGUACAUAUUUGAAAAUCAUCAUUUCAAUAUCAAAAUGCUAAGAAUUCCAAGGGUGGGUUGUGCAAUUUCCAAGCCGUUUGUGGAGUCAAUGUAAGUUUGUCGUGUUUGCUAUUUCUUCAUAGCUUCUGUUGUGAGACGUGCUUUCGACUACAUACUUAAGUAUCGUAAGUAAUAUUGUGAAUACUGUAAUGUAUUCAACGCCGACAAUUUUACUUACAAAUUGUUAUCAUUUAAAAAACGCAGUGGGGUGCAUACAGGUGUAUAUUUUGUUAUCGCAUCAAUAAAUUUACUUCAGUAAAAAUUAAUAUGAAAUAUUGCGAUGAGCAUUUGAUGGAUAUCGAGGUAUGGAUAAGCCAUGAUACUGAGAACUUAGCAAUAUAUAUGUAUACAUUCGUUUUCUGAAACUUGUAUUAUAACAAUUACGCUAUUGUUAAUUCGGUGACGAGAUUACAAGAAUUCGAAUAUAUUUAGCCUUUUCUUUGUGGAAUUGGAAGGAUCGAUGGCCAAAAUGUAAUUUUAUCUUUUCAAUGUAAAGAGAAUGAAUAUCACUUUCUCAAUAAAGUUAUAUUACAAA
Odontomachus brunneus is the source of this 8306-nucleotide messenger RNA. Its product is annotated as UHRF1-binding protein 1. The record is from RefSeq and is a predicted model, not a curated record. The transcript has 17 exons. The coding region runs from base 482 to 4738 and encodes 1418 amino acids. NCBI's taxonomy places the organism in Eukaryota, Metazoa, Arthropoda, Insecta, Hymenoptera, Formicidae.